CUCAGUGAGGAGGUGCGGCGGCGCCGGAGGGGUGGCGGUUGAGCGGGGAAGUGCAGGGUAGGGUCUCAGGAGCCUCUCUUCCUAGCUGUUGGGGGUGGACCGAGGGGCCCGUCCCGCCCCCGCCUCCCAUCAGCGGUGGGCAGUUUCCUCCCUUGAGCCCCCCAGCGCCGCGGUGAACUCAGCUUGCAUUUGAGCAUGAGUCUUCUUAUGAUUAGUGAAAAUGUAAAAUUGGCUCGUGAAUAUGCUUUGCUGGGAAACUAUGACUCUGCGAUGGUCUAUUAUCAGGGAGUGCUUGAUCAAAUGAACAAAUAUCUGUACUCAGUCAAAGAUACAUACCUUCAGCAAAAAUGGCAACAGGUUUGGCAAGAGAUAAGUGUGGAAGCUAAACAUGUUAAGGAUAUCAUGAAAACGCUAGAAAGCUUUAAAUUAGAUAGCACUCCUUUGAAAGCUGCUCAUCAUGAACUUCCAGCUUCAGAGGGAGAAGUUUGGUCCUUGCCAGUACCUGUUGAACGAAGACCAUCACCAGGACCCAGAAAACGUCAGUCUCCUCAGUAUAGUGACUCUAGAGUCCAUGGUAACCGUCCAAGUGCAGCAGUCAAAAUUCCUCAACGUCCAUCUUCACAAAAUUCUAAUAAUGACAAAGGAAAAGCAGUCCGUUGUCGAGAAAAGAAAGAGCAACAGAAUAAAGGAAGAGAAGAAAAGAACAAAUCACCUGCUGCAAUUACUGAACCAGAGACAAAUAAAUUUGAUGGCACGGGAUACGAUAAAGACUUAGUAGAAGCUUUGGAAAGAGAUAUAAUUUCUCAGAAUCCAAAUAUUCGGUGGGAUGACAUAGCUGACUUAGUAGAAGCUAAAAAGUUACUCAAGGAAGCAGUGGUUUUACCUAUGUGGAUGCCAGAAUUCUUUAAGGGAAUUAGAAGACCAUGGAAAGGGGUGUUGAUGGUUGGUCCACCUGGCACUGGGAAGACUCUACUUGCUAAAGCAGUAGCUACUGAAUGCAAAACAACAUUUUUCAAUGUUUCUUCAUCAACCCUUACCUCCAAGUACAGAGGAGAGUCUGAGAAGCUUGUUCGCCUCCUGUUUGAAAUGGCUCGAUUUUAUUCUCCAACAACAAUAUUUAUUGAUGAGAUAGAUUCCAUUUGUAGUCGAAGAGGAACUUCUGAGGAGCAUGAAGCAAGCCGAAGGGUGAAAGCAGAACUACUGGUUCAGAUGGAUGGUGUUGGAGGGGCUUCUGAAAAUGAUGACCCUUCCAAAAUGGUUAUGGUUCUCGCAGCUACUAAUUUUCCUUGGGAUAUUGAUGAGGCUUUAAGACGACGCCUAGAAAAAAGAAUUUACAUUCCAUUACCAUCAGCAAAGGGCCGAGAAGAGCUCUUGCGAAUAAAUCUGCGUGAACUGGAGUUGGCUGAUGAUGUUGACCUAGCAAGUAUAGCAGAAAAUAUGGAAGGUUAUUCAGGUGCAGAUAUUACCAAUGUAUGCAGAGAUGCAUCCCUGAUGGCCAUGAGGAGGCGCAUUGAAGGUUUGACACCUGAAGAAAUCAGAAAUCUUUCAAGAGAUGAAAUGCAUAUGCCUACAACCAUGGAGGACUUCGGAAUGGCUUUAAAAAAGGUUUCUAAGUCAGUAUCUGCUGCAGACAUUGAAAGAUAUGAAAAAUGGAUAUUUGAAUUUGGAUCAUGCUAAAUUGUUUUUUAAAGUAAACUGUGAGAAACCUGCCUUAUGUUGUUUCAAUAGUAAUGAAAAGUAGUAUUUCAUUGCACUGUUAUAUUUUUUUAAACUUUCAUAAUGAUAAUUAUAAAAGGAACUCAUGAUUCUGAAUAAAUGUAAUUUUUUUAAGCUGCAGGGAAAUUUGACUCAAUUUGUUAUUUUUGCAUUAAAUCUUUUUUACUUAAAAGUAUUUCAUAAUUAACACUUAUUUUAGGCCAUACCUUCAUAUACACUUAGAGAUAACACCUCUUUUUUCAUUGUUUCAUGUAUUAAUAGAGGAAGAAAGCUGAGCAACCACUUUUCAAUCUAAGUAGUAAUGGAGCCAGCUCUAACCUCAGGCUUAUUUGCUCAUGGAUAUAACUUUUAAGAACUGUUUUAUUCAUUUAGGUAAACCAAAGGGGAAAUAACUUGGAACAAAGACCUACACUGCCCUUCUUCCUGCUUGCAGGAUUCUGUGCAAGGCCAGAAGAAGGCUUUCCUUACUUUACCUAUUUCACUAGUCAUUUGAAGAAGUAUGCAAGAGUCUUACCUGGCUCUACUUUCAUGUCCCUGAGUAGUAGGAUGUUGCUGUAAGGGCAGAUGAAUGCUUAUUUUCCAGAGUUUUAUUCAGAACUUAUUCAACUUACUUUGGGAGCUAAAUCUAAGGCAUUUUAUAAAUGAUACAGAAUUGACAAAUCAAAUGAGUUAUAAAAUUUUAAAUGAUUUCAUUUAUAUUUUCCCCUUCUAAAUACAUAGAAUAAAUUUCUAUGUAUAAAUUUGCUUUUAAAUACAUACCAAGGUCCCAUAAAACUAGAACUGGAUAUUUGAGCAUUAGCAGAGACCCUGCCAUCUUCUGGAGACUUUUUUAUGGCUCAAAAUAACUUGUUUCAUUUUGAGGUAUUCCACUGAAAUACCAGUGUUAAUAAAUAUACUUAGUAUUUAAGUCCAUUCAUAUGUUAAUUACAAUGAAAAGCAAAGUCAGAAUAGCUAAGUAAAACCAAGCAGAUCACUACUAGAUUCUUUUAAAACUUUGUAUUGUUUGCUCACUAAAAUUUAGUAAUAUCGUCACUGAUUUAUAUUGCGGGGAAUGAGUCACUAGCAUAAGUUUUGACCUAUCACAACCCAGUAAGUGCAUAUACCCAACUCCUUCCCUCCUCAAGAGAUGUCUUUUGCAGCAAGAAUGUCACCUGACAAUUCCAUUUGGAUCCUGCUAAGU
This is a messenger RNA of Vombatus ursinus (common wombat), 2896 nucleotides long. RefSeq names its product katanin catalytic subunit A1 (gene KATNA1). The record is from RefSeq and is a predicted model, not a curated record. Gene Ontology annotation, cellular component: microtubule cytoskeleton. Lineage: Eukaryota; Metazoa; Chordata; Mammalia; Diprotodontia; Vombatidae. The transcript is spliced from 11 exons. Gene Ontology annotation, molecular function: microtubule severing ATPase activity; ATP hydrolysis activity; ATP binding. Gene Ontology annotation, biological process: microtubule severing. The coding region runs from base 196 to 1677 and encodes 493 amino acids.